Thamnophis sirtalis is the source of this 2672-nucleotide messenger RNA. The record is from RefSeq and is a predicted model, not a curated record. Lineage: Eukaryota; Metazoa; Chordata; Lepidosauria; Squamata; Natricidae.
GGAUACAUGCAAUGGUUCUAAGCGUGAAAAACGUUCGUAAGUCCCUUUUUUCAGUAACAUAAAUUUGAACGGUCACUAAAUGAAUUGUUGUAAGUCGAGGACUACCUGUAAUAUAAGUAUUAUAGAGUAUGGGCAUAAAAUGGAGGAGUGGGGAAUUGUUCCAGAUGGAAACAGCUGAUUUUUCAUUUCUUCCUGGAAGUUUCCCGCAAGGUUUCCAACAUGGGUUUAUUUUCUCAAACCAAAGGAAAACAGAUUUUUUUUUUAUACAUAAAGGCUACAUUCAACACUUCAGAGGAACUACUGUAAAAACCACACUGGGUGGUAUCAUAUGAUUGUGUUAGACAUAGUACAACUUGCGAACAUCUCCGAGAUAAAUUUUGCAUCAUGUUCCAGCUGCAUCUUUGAACAAUCAGCCUUUGCCUAAGAACAACAUUAGUAAGAUUGAUGACACCAAAGGCCCAGCAUGUUUAACCUUCUCUUCUAAGGAUGGCAGGUCCAGAAACUGACCAAAUGGAGAUGUACCACUUCAAACCGCGCAGAACAUCAGCUUUGGCUGUGUUGCUGCAUCAUUUUAGCAUUAUUUAGAAUGUGACUAGCGAACCUCCUUCUAGGAGCGGACCUCUUUCAUGGAUAAAAAUACUUAUAGGCUAAACAUUUCGCUUUCUCACAAAGAUUAUAUUUUCCAAACAGGGGGGCAAAGGCAGCCUCUUUAUGGAACAUCCUGGGUUCCUGUGGUUUUAGGAAUUCUGACCGCGCUGGUUACAGCAGUUGCCUUAGCCCUAAUUCUUCUACGGAAAAGAAGAAAAGAAACGCGGUUUGGUCAAGCCUUUGGCAGUGUGGUCGGAGGUGAUCCUAUAGUCCAUUUCAGAGCAGUGCGAUCAUUCAACCGAGAAGUCCCAGAGCUUAUUGAAGUAACAUUGGACAGUAUAGGAAUCAGUGAUGAAUUGAAGACCAAACUGAAAGAUGUCCUAAUUCAGGAGCAACAGUUUACUCUGGGAAGAAUGCUAGGCAAGGGGGAAUUUGGCUCCGUAAGGGAGGGUCAGUUGAAAAUGCCUGAUGGCUCUCUCCAGAAAGUUGCAGUGAAAAUGCUAAAAGCUGACAUCUUCACUUCCAACGACAUAGAGGAAUUCCUGAAAGAAGCUGCUUGCAUGAAGGAGUUUGACCAUCCACACAUUACUAAAUUAAUAGGGGUCAGUUUGCGUAAUCGGCCUAAAGGUCGCCUUCCAAUCCCAAUGGUUGUCCUGCCCUUCAUGAAGCAUGGAGACCUUCACUCUUUUCUACUAAUGUCCAGGAUUGGAGAAAACCCCUUUAAUUUGCCUCUGCAGACCCUCUUAAAGUUUAUGAUUCACAUUGCUAGUGGCAUGGAAUACCUGAGCUCGAAAAACUUUAUACAUAGGGAUCUAGCUGCUCGGAACUGCAUGCUGGAUGAAAACAUGAAUGUCUGUGUUGCUGAUUUUGGGCUUUCGAAGAAAAUCUAUAGUGGAGAUUAUUACCGUCAGGGCUCUGCCUCAAAGCUCCCAGUGAAGUGGCUUGCAUUGGAAAGCCUGGCGGACAAUCUCUACACAACCCAUAGUGAUGUGUGGGCAUUUGGUGUGACUAUGUGGGAAAUUGUGACCCGAGGGCAAACUCCGUAUGUGGGCAUUGAAAAUGCAGAAAUUUACAACUACCUCAUCAGUGGGAACAGACUGAAGCAGCCCCCAGAGUGCCUCGAAGAUAUCUACGAUCUCAUGUGCAGAUGUUGGCAUUUGGAACCCAAGCGACGUCCAAGCUUUGGAGCUCUGAAACUGCAGCUGGAAAUGAUUUUGGCAAGGCUGUCAUUGCUUUCAAACAGUCAGGACCCUCUUUAUGUCAAUGUUGGGAGAUCCCAAGAAGCUUGCAGCAGCGAAAUCACCAUGAAUUGUCCUUUUGGAGCCUUGAAUGGGGAAGCGGGAGCAAUUGCUGCUGUGACUAGUGACUACCGUUACAUCAUGAACCCGUCGUGCCUUGGAAACGAUGCAGAAAGUGAGAGGCGUCAGGAUUUAUAUGACGGAGAAGCCCAGAGCCUCCUUUACGAUCUAGAGAUGGGAGCAAAACUAUGUUAGCCCAAAUAACAACAACAACAAAAUAGACUUUACUUCUCCCUCCAAUAAGAUGUGUCUAUCUUAUUGUAUCAUCUUACGGUAUCACCAAACAGAGACGGUUGGAAGCUGCUUUUAACCAACAGAAGUUGUAGUAAUUAAUGUCAGCUGUGGCUUCUGACAGCUGUUUUGGAGCUAAUAUCUCAAAUUGAUAGAAUCACCUCCUGGCCUUCCAAGAGAAAUCCUGCAAUUGUCCGUGAAAUGCAGUGAGAGUGGCCUCUGAACAGCCUGCUGAGUCGCAGCAUUCUCCCUGGGAGUUGGGUUUAAGUACUCUGCAUAUUUGGGGGUGAAGGGUUUUGGGUGUUGGUGGGGUUUUUUUUUUGCCCCUAACAUAUGUAGGAGAAGAGGCAUGUGUCACAUACUCCGAACCACGGAUACUAUCUUUCAGAGCAUGAGAAACAAAGAGCCUAAUUUAGCAGUAGCUACCUCAGUGGUCCUCAAAUUGGGUUCUAUACAGCUGCUUCUCUACAAUGAAGAAACAAUGGGCUUCUUCUCAAGAGUGGUAUUUAGUUGGACAAGGAAAGCGCUCCUAGAAAGAUAAGGAGUUGAGCAAAA